This is a messenger RNA of Capsicum annuum, 4242 nucleotides long. RefSeq lists its product as uncharacterized. Bases 1 to 4242 code for a protein of 1413 amino acids. The transcript is spliced from 8 exons. NCBI's taxonomy places the organism in Eukaryota, Viridiplantae, Streptophyta, Magnoliopsida, Solanales, Solanaceae. The record is from RefSeq and is a predicted model, not a curated record.
AUGGGUAAGAGAGCUCGUUUACCCUCUCAGAAAGCUCUAAUGGUGAAGGAAGCACAGAUUAUGCAAGGCGCAGCUCAGCGAGGGAAGUUGCAAGCACACAAAAAGGGGAAAGAAGCAGAAAUGAUACCACAAAUGGUGGAUUCAAGCAUCAAAUCAGCAGUAUUGGAGCAAUUCAAUGGAACAGUGCACGCAAAUAAAGUAACUGAUAAAAUGCAGCAGAGAGAGGCAACAGCUAUUUGGAGUGAAGUAGUGACGAGAUCAGCUAGUAUGCUAUUGGAGGCAUCAUCAAGUGCCAGUUACAAAUUGGAGUAUGUAUCUCCAUCACAGGUUGGAUAUAAGAAGAUAGUAGAAAUUGGAAUGGAGGACAUCAAAUCUGAGGUGGAAUUCUGGAGUACAGCAGUGAUUUGUUAUGUUUUGGGGACACACCCACCAUUCCAGGUAAUUCAGCGUUAUAUUCAAAGGCUUUGGGGUAAAUAUGAUAUAGAUCGAGUAGCUAUGUUGAAGAAUGGAGUUAUUGUAGUACGAUUUGAAACUGUGAUAGGGAAGCAAGAGGUAUUACAAGGAGGUAUCUACCACUUUGACAACAAGCCAUUUAUUGUCAAGGAGUGGUCUCCGGAAUUGGAAUUUACCAAGGAGGAGUUGGAAACUUUACCAAUCUGGAUCAAAUUUCCGGAGCUUGAUUUUAAAUAUUGGAGUACACCAGUACUAAGUAAACUUGGAAGUAUGAUUGGGAAGCCUCUUAUGGUGGAUCACAAUACUGAGGAAAGGAAUGGAUUAAAGUUUGCUCAACUGCUUGUGGAAGUAGAAUUGGGAGCUCAUCUACCUGAUGAAGUGCAAUUUAAAAAUGAAAAAGGAAAGGUCGUGGUGCAAGAUAGGUAUGGCCAUGAAGAGAAUGAAUGCAGAAUUAAGAAAAAAGUUCCCAAACCAUUUAAUGCUGCAGAUGUAGUUACGAAAGGACCUGCUCAGCAGGAUCCUCCACAUGAAGUGGGAAAUGAUAAUCAGGAUAGGGUGUUGAUGAAUCAAAUGACUAAGAAGAACCUUCAGCAGGGAAGGGAGGUGGCAAGUACUAGCAUGGAUGGCUGGCAGACUCCAAGAAAGCUAAGUAAAACUCCAUACAGUGCAGCCGUUGGACAGGUUCGUCAGGCAACGAGUGUUAAUUCAUUUCAGGUACUACAACAUAGUACAGAAUUACAUGUAACUACAGGAGAUGCAAGGACUGAGGGUGGCUCUAUAAAUCCUAGUCCUGGGAAUGGCUUACUUGAAACAAAAAUAAAAAAGGAGAAGAUUGAUACUGUGACUGAUAACAUGUUUGCUGGUUGGAGCUACGUAACUAACUUGGAAGAGCACUAUAAUGGUAGGAUAUGGAUCACAUGGAGGCCUGAUUACUACAAGGUCUCAACCAUUUUCCCAACUGCUCAACAAAUCACUUGUGAGGUGAUGUUCAUUCCCUUGCAACUACUUUUUGAUAUUACAUUCGUAUAUGCCUUCAAUACUAAGGAGGAAAGACAUGAGUUAUGGGAAAGUCUAGCGAGACAUAGUAAAAAUUGCACAAAACCAUGGAUGGUACUUGGUGAUUUUAACUCCAUUUUAAAAGCAGAGGAUAGAAUUGGUGGAGCUCCUGCGGUAUGGUCUGAAAUAGUUGAUUUUAAAAGUUGUGUGCAUGAUUGUGGGCUGCUGGAAUUUCCAACACCAGGUAAUAAAUAUACAUGGAGUGACAAACAUUCUCGCCAAAGAAUAUUUUCCAGAAUUUAUCGGAUAUUCAUUAAUGGAGUCUGGUUGAAUACAAUGCUACCUUGUCAAGCAAUGUUCCUAAAUGAGGGUAUAAGUGAUCACUGUCCUGCUAAGGUGAUGUUGAUGGAUAAUCCUAAGUUCAAGAGUCCAUUCCAGUUCUGUAAUGUAUGGACCAAACAUCCUGACUUCAUUCCGUUGUUGAAGGAGGGAUGGGAGGUGGAUAUUGAAGGUUGCAUGAUGUUUAAAGUAGUGAAGAGGUUGAAAUUGUUAAAGAGGGGCUUGAGGAAGCUACAUGUUCUGGCUUUCCAAAAUAUAGUCACUGAAGCACAAGAGGACAGGAAUAAUUUGAAAAUUAUACAGGAAGAACUGUAUCUUAGCCCAGGUGAUACACAUCUGCAGGAAAGAGAGAGACAAGCAUAUCAAAAAUUUAGGAAUUCUUCAUAUAUGGCUGAGGUGUUCUUACAACAAAGAAGCAAGGCAACUUGGAUAAGACUGGGUGAUGAUAAUUCUAGAUAUUUCUUUUCUGUUAUCAAACAUCGGAAACUGAAACAAGCCAUUACUCAACUAAAAGAUCAGGUAAAGGAAGCCAUUUUCCGGAUAAACAGUGUCAAGAGUCCGGGACCGGAUGGAUAUGGUAGUGAACUCUACAAAGCUGCAUGGUCAAUUGUUGGGAAUGAUGUAACCAAGGCAGUACUGGAGUUCUUUCAUAAUGGUAAACUUUUAACUCAAAUUAACUCUACAAGUAUUGCACUUGUUCCUAAAGUGGAUAGGCCGGAAACUGCUAGCCAAUUCCGGCCUAUAUCUUGUUGCAAUGUGAUCUACAAGUGCAUCUCAAAGAUUAUAUGUAAAAGGUUAAGGCAUGCAGUAAACUAUUUAGUAUCAGGGAACCAGUCAGCCUUUGUUAAGGAACGAUCAAUGAUGCAUAAUGUGUUAAUCUGUCAUGACUUACUAAGACACUACAAUAGGAAGAAUGCUUCACCUAGGUGUCUUAUGAAGAUAGACCUUAAGAAAGCCUAUGACAUGAUACACUGGGAUUUCUUGGAAGAAGUACUUCAAGGUUUCAGAUUUCCACAACAGUUUACUAAAUGGAUUAUGACAUCUGUGUCAGCCACUAAGUUCUCAGUGAAAGUUAAUGGUGCAAAUCAUGGCUACUUCUCAGGGAGGGGACUUAGGCAAGACGAUCCAAUGUCUCCCCUCUUAUUUGUCCUAGUGAUGGAAUACCUAUCGAGAACACUGCAAACUAUGAGCAUGCUACCUGAUUUGAGAUUCCAUCCAAUGUGUAAGGAGUUAAGACUAACUCACUUGAUCUUUGCUGAUGAUUUGAUGAUAUUCUGUAAGGGGAAUGUGGAUUCUGUGAGUAGAAUAAUGGAGGCUUUACAACACUUUAGUGCAGCUACAGGUUUGGAAGCUAAUAUUGACAAAUCAAGUGUUUUUCUGGCUGGAUUAAAUGAGGCAAUAAAGAAUCAGAUAUUGGCAAGAACUGGAUUUGUAGAAGGUGUAUUUCCUAUCAGAUAUCUUGGUCUCCCGCUUUCUCCAAAAAAAUGGAACAAGGUUAACAAGGUUGACCGCCAUACACUUGUGGACAAGAUUACACAGAGAAUCAAUGUGACUUACUCAAAAAUUUGUCUUAUGCUGGGAGCGGUUUUUGUCCUUCCUCAAAGUGUACUUAAAGAAGUAGGUAAAAGGUGUAGAGAUUAUUUGUGGGGAAACAAGGAUGAAGGGAGGAAGGUGGCUUUGGUAUCAUGGGAAAAAGUAUGUUAUCCUAAGAGGCAGGGUGGACUGAAUAUAGAAGGCUGUAGAUCAUGGAAUGUAGCAUCAGUAGGCCAACUGAUUUGGCAAAUUUCAAUGCACAAGGAGACACUCUGGGUAAGGUGGAUACACGGGUUGUACCUCAAGAAUGGUGCAAGUAUCUGGGUGCACAAAGCUCCUCCUGACAGCAGCUGGUAUUGGAGGAAACUAAAUGCUAUAAAGACGCAGAUGCAGAGUUGGUAUGUGCAAGGUAGAUACAAAUUAACAAAGGAUGGAGCCUACUCAAUAACAAGGAGUUAUAUGGAAAUAAUAGGGCAAAGAGUUAAAAUGAGAGUUGCAGAACUGAUAUGGACAUCUGCUGCUUUACCAAAACAUAGGUUCAUAGUAUGGUUGGUAGUACAAGGCAGAUUACUCACUCAGGAAAGGAAGAUACGGCUAAACAUACCAGUGGAUAUCGCUAACACUGAUUGUUGUCUUUGUGAUGCCCAUGAGAUAGAGACGAAGACUCAUUUGUUUGUAGAAUUUUCCUGGAUACGGAAGCACUGGAAGAAAUUCCUGAAAGAGGCGGUUGCAGCUUUACAUGGUGCCAUAAUCUACCAUACAUGGAGGGCCCGGAACUGGAAGAGAUACAAAGGCAAAGCUGUAAAUAUAGAUGAAUUAAUUACAAUGAUUAAGAAGGAGCUCAUAGAGAGGAUUAAUUUGUACAGUAAUUCAAAGAAAGCUCAGAGAUGUAGGAAUUGGAUUCAACACUUAGUUAGCUAA